GAUAAUUUAUCUUUGUACGCGUACUUCUCCACGUGACAUCUUUGGCAUCAGAUGGGGACUUAGGAAUAUAUGUAUGUAGGUAUGUUCUGAGUGCUUUUUUCCGAUGAAAACGCUUUCUCGCUGUAUAAUGAAAAGUUCUCGAAAAAAAACCCACAAGUUGGAUGCUAAUUAACAAGAGGGGGGUAUUUAGUUUCCAUUUCCGUCAUACACAACAAUUUUCUCAUCCUCACACAGAGCCUCGGGUCUGUCGUAAACAACCUCGAGCCAGACGAUCAAAUAUCAAUUUCAAGUUCACAAUUCAGAGAAUUAGAGGGCAUGGGACGAUAGCUUAUUAUUCGUUUUUCUUUUUUUAGUGGGAAAUUUGUGGGGGUGAAACACGUGUAAUUUCUCCAAUGAUGACAAUUCGUGUCGGAAGAGCUUCCCCUUUUCUCCAUGGGUAAACCCCUAAUGCGCUGGCGCUUCCUGUGUGGGGAAGUUUAUAUUAUUUACGUAUGCGAAUAUUCAAAACAGAUAUUCCAUGCACAUUCGCUAAAAAGCACUACUUGAGUGACUCAGAGAGGGAGAGAGAGAGCUUUUGGCAUUGCACACAAAGUUGCUUUUCGUUGGCACUUUGUUAAGCUCCUUUUGCUCGCACCUCUUCCUCCUGGUCGUCGACACACGGCAAUAAAUAUACAUAAAUAGUGGCGUGAAUAAAUAUUUGGUCGGGCGGCGACUAUAGUGGUGGGAAAUUCUUGGUGGUGUGCCUGUGUUGCGCGAAAUGGAAUUGUGGGUGUCGGCGGUUGGAGAUUAUGAAAUGUGUAUUCGCAUCGUGGUAUACUGUUCAAUGCGCAAUAUUUGAUCAAAUGUGCUAUGAUUCUGUGUCUGCUACCAGGGAGGUACUCACUGCCAAAUGGCCCACAACCUUACCUGGUUAGCAGAGAUAAGAAAGAAGAUCUCUCUAUACAUAUUUUCGUGUGAAGCUUUCGAUAAAUUUCAAGCUUUAACGCGUAAAAUUUGAAAUGUAUAAUUUAUGAUCUCUGCUAAGCUCUAACUUUGAGAUUACCCUCUGAUUAAUUUUUUGUUAGUGGAAAAUUUUAAAUUCUAAGAAAAUCUACAAAACACUGAUAAAUGCGUAAUUUGUGAUUAUCAUGAGUUCUAUAAAAGAUUGCGAGAACAAAUUGCUUUUGGCAAAAGAAAUAGUUCUUUAUGACUAAUACCAUGACGAUUCAUUUCCCGCGAAAAAAACAUUAAAAUUUUCUUUUAUAUGCAAAUUUUUGCCCAAUUAAUUCAUAAAUAAAAACAAAAGUUUACCCACAAAUUCAUCUAGAAUCUUCCACAUCGAUCUAUACAUGGAAAAAUGAUGCCGUACGUCGUCUAAUCUUAAUGUCACACAUUGAGCAUUUUUCGUGUGCCCCGAUAAGAUAAGGGGGCUUGUUAUAUGUUUGCGUUAUCACGAAAACACAAUGCUCUUACAAUUUCCAUACAUCGCAGCUUAUUUAUCAAGCUUGGACUGCGUAGAAUACGGCUAAGUGCGUGGAAUAUCGCCAGAUGUUCCGCGGAAAGAGAUUGCGAUUAUGCUUGAGAAUUAAGAAUGUAGUUGUUAUCAGGAAUAAAAAUUAAUGAAUAGAGAGAAAAUUAUUAUGUGAAAAUUCGAAGAAAUUUUCAUAUCAUUUUUUUUUAAUAAAGAAACUAUCUUAUUAGCUAGAUGGAAUGCUCGAUUUAAGCUAAUUUAAAAUUAUUUUUUUAUUCUUUUCUUUUACUAUUAUUCUUUUGGUUAUUUUCUUUAAAUUUCUUUUGGCCUGGUUCUAACGUUGAACGUAAACUUUCCUUAGUUAGUUUUUUUCUUUCCUGAUUUUUCUUAAUGUUUUCUAUUUGCACGUAAAAAAAGAAAAUUGUAGAAAAAUCGCAGGAAUAGAAAAGUUGCAUUUCACAUGAGAAUUUAGCUACAGAAAAAGUUAGUAAAAGUUCUAACUUUAAAGGAAAUUACCGGAAAAGCUUUAGGAUCACUAUUGUUAAUUUUUCUUCAAAGAAAAUCCUAAUUUUUCUUUAUAUUUGGAAAACUUUUCAAAAAUUGAAUUAUAUGCAAUUUUUUCUAGUGUUUAAAAGACAGCAGAAGACGCAAGAAUAAGUAUUUUAAAGAAACUAAUAAAUAUAUUAAAUAGUCUAAAUGAAUUUUGGAAAAUUAAUCUUGAGACAAUUAUUCAAAAAAUAUACAAGUAAAGAAACUUUUGAAAAAAAAAGCUCUGAAGUUUUAUGAAAACUAAAAAUCAUUUUACAGAGUUCUACAAUAAAGUUUCAUUUACAAAUUAUUAAUUCAAAAGUUUUUCUCAAAAGAAUAAAUCCUAAAAGAAAAGUUUCAAGUUGAAAAUUUAAAAUUGGUACUAAAGUGUUUAGCACAUGCUAAUUUAAGGUGUUAAUUCAAGCAAGAAGAAAUUUAUGUAUAAGAAAGGUAAAGCCUUUUGCACCUUGCAUCUUGAGGCAAUUUAAUGAUGCGCCUUUGUUGUCAGAACAUGUGCAAAAUAUCAAAGGUUGGAUGAAUAGAGCUCGCUUCCGUACCUACUCCUACGCAGCAUCAACGAGAAAACUUUUUUUUUUAUAAAAUAAAAAAAACUUUUUCACUUUACACCAGAGAGGGGAAAGCUUCCUCUGUGUUGGGAGUAUCUGUGAAUGAAAUCCCCAAAAGACGAUAUCGCGCGCGGUUGGGGUGUCCCCCGCUGUGUUCGCGCCCUGCUUUUGAGUCGCUAGGCGCCGAGUUCGUGUCUGCCCGAUGCACGCUCUCGCCUGCCCCACACUCUGGAACGCCAAGCUUGCGAGGCACAUCGACACUCGACUGCUGUGGAAGCUUUCAGUUCAGCGCUGGCUGUCGGGACGGAAAUGAUUGUGAGCUGGUCAGCACGGGGACCGGCAUAGUUUCACCACAUACUGGGUAAUCCACCAUUCAAAUGACGAUAGCGUCGCGGUGAAGUAUUCUUCUUUUUUUUUGGCGGAGACUACCGGUUUUUUUCGCGCGUAGACACUGAGCAAUUAUCAAAUGUAAAGAACUUGCUCCUCUUGCUGUUCCCCGCCAUCAGCUAAAGAUAAACACGAGUGGUGUCGCCUUGUGGAUGUGUUGUGUGGCUAAUAAAGUGAGAGGAAAAUUUUCCUUGGGGCUUGUGAAAUUUUUUUCGGUGUAGAACUCCUCAAGUGGUUCGGACUCUUUUGGGCGGCAAACCACGCAUCAAGUCUCAAGUGUGUGAAUUUCUCAAUCAAUCUUUUUUUUUACUCUGCGGGUAGUACGUGGUUUAUUGGGAGAUUAUGCUUGAAUUUUUGUUGUUGUAUUCUUGAACAUAUAAAAUAUUCCUUUUGAGAUCAUUCAGCUAGAGCCCAAAAGAUUUCACGAGAGAGUGAGAGCGUGUCCAAUAACGACCCAUACAGUCAUGCUUUACAUUAUCAGUGGGGAAUGUUUUGAAUUCCCAUAAAAGCAACAAUAAGUCCCCACAUAUAUAUGAGAGCUCCACACGGAGGGAGAAUGCUGACUGAGAAAAUGAGCACUCUUCACGAGUGAUUGUGGUCGUUAUCUCGCUUAUCAAUGCGUGUAAACAGAGCGAAAUGCUCUCGCAUCAAUUCAACAAAUUUUCAAUUCAAGUAGCUGGAAAGUCGUGGUGAAAAGCCCCCGCGCCGCCAAACUCUCUGUGGACAUUGGACAGUGAAUGUAGCUUAUCGCGGGAAGACAACUCUGUUGAGAGUCAUUCAUCAUUCUCCAACCCCUCUGGUGGGAUUCUUUACUACACACCACCACGGUGCAGAAUCUCACCCAUGUGGCAAAAGUUUUUGAUAUUACAUGCCAUACAUACAUGUAGAUGUACUUUGUGUACAAGACAAGCGUGAACAUUCACCAAAGCAACGUCCAAGAAGCCAUCAAUAAGCUGAUGUUUUAUGCUAAAAUUCACAGUGCAUCAUAAAUUACGUGUAUGGUGUAGGGAGAGACCAAGAAUGGUCACACUACUCUCUGUGUUCUUACGCGUUCGUUUCGUCCGACCAUCCGGCAAUUAAAUGCAGUAAUGGUAGCUUUGGGAGUGUGAGAGACAGAGAGACUCCAUGAGAAACGUGCUAUUAAGUAAAUUGAUUUCAAUUUGAGUGCGUAUUUAAAGUUUUAAUGACAAUACACCAGGCGCCUCCACUGGGGAGGUGAGAGUAUAGUGCGGAAGAAAAUUGUGUGAUGAAAUGAGUGAUGUGUGAGGGUGUUGCAGUUGCACACAAAUUAAAACAAUCAAUGCUGCCCUAUCGACAAUUGUGUCACCAAGAGGGUGAGGAGUGACCUCCUCACCCUUUUCCAUAUCCUGUGCGGAAGCGCCGAGGGGAGUCGAAUGGGCCAGACGUCUAGCAUGUGCCGUUUCCGUGGAUGCCGCUACAAGAAAAGCCUACACCUGCGAAGCAUAGACGCGCCUCAGAACAGAAUGCCCGCCGAGCAGGGGGGCCCGGACUCAGGUACUCGUUCCGGUGUCCCCCUGCCCCUACAGCUGCCAGCCCCAGAUACGCAGGUCAGCUAUGAUGCAGAGUACGCUCGCAUGGAGGCCUGGCUGGACGAGAAUCCUGAAUUCACGCAGGACUACUUCAUCCGGAAGGCAACACGCCAAGUUGUGGAUGCGUGGCUUGUUAAUCACGCCACACCCGGAGCUGAAAUGUCAUCACCAACAUACAAUACAGGCGCGUGUUCGUCGCGUGGUGGAUCAGGAGCCACGACCCCAGUCAGAAAAAUCUCAGCCCACGAAUUCGAACGUGGAGGGUUGCUGAAGCCCAUUGUUAAUACAAUCGACGGUACACCGACGUUCCUCAGUGUUGGUUGCCAGAAUGACGGGGCUGCCGGCGGGAGUACAGCUCUAGUGGCGGGCGCAUCAGGCGGUGGUGGUGGCUGGGGGCGACCUCAGCGAUUGUCACGCAAUGAACUCAAGCUCCUCGAUGAGAAGGAGCUCAUUUUUGAAUUGGUGAAGGACAUCUGCAAUGAGCUCGACGUGAGGUCGCUGUGCCACAAAAUUCUCCAAAAUGUCUCAAUACUGCUGAAUGCAGAUCGUGGAUCUCUCUUCCUCGUGCAGGGGCGCACCAAUGCAUGCCAGAAUGGACCCAAAAAAUGCUUAGUAUCGAAGCUGUUCGAUGUGUGUCCACGGAGUACUUUGGAGGAGAUGGAGCAACAGGAGGAGGUUCGAGUUGCCUGGGGAACGGGAAUUGCUGGACAUGUGGCUGAGAGUGGAGAGCCAGUGAACAUUCCCGAUGCAUAUCAGGAUGAGCGAUUUAAUCGUGAGAUAGAUCUACAGACAGGCUACCGAACAAAGGCGUUACUCUGCAUGCCGAUCAAAGAUGCGACCGGGGAUGUUGUGGGUGUGGCACAAGUCAUCAACAAACUAAAUGGUGAUUCUUUCACUGAGAACGAUGAAAAGGUCUUCGUUCGAUAUCUUCAAUUUUGUGGCAUUGGUCUGCGGAAUGCUCAGCUGUAUGAGAAAUCCCAGCUGGAGGUGAAGCGCAAUCAGGUGCUUCUGGAUUUGGCGAGGAUGAUUUUUGAGGAGCAAAGUACGAUUGAGUAUAUGGUUUUCCGGAUACUCACGCACAUGCAGAGCCUCAUCCAGUGUCAGCGUGUGCAGAUUCUGCUUGUCCACGAGGCAUCCAAAGGCACCUUCUCGCGGGUAUUCGAUUUUGAGCCGAAUGACCUCAGUGAGGAUGGGAGUCAAACAAGAACUAGUCCAUAUGAAAGUCGCUUUCCUAUCAAUGUGGGUAUUACAGGGUUCGUGGCAAUGACUGGAGAGACUGUGAAUAUUCCAAACGUUAACGAGGACCACCGAUUCGACCAGAGUGUUGACGAGGGUCAGUGUUUUAAGCACAAAUCAAUUCUCUGUAUGGCCAUAAAGAAUUCACUUGGCCAGAUAAUUGGUGUGAUUCAGCUAGUGAAUAAGUUCAAUGAUCUGAUUUUCACGAAGAAUGAUGAGAAUUUCGUGGAGGCUUUUGCCAUCUUUUGCGGCAUGGGCAUCCACAAUACACAUAUGUACGAGAAAGCGGUGGUUGCAAUGGCAAAGCAGAGCGUAACCCUUGAAGUUCUGAGUUAUCACGUUGCAGCCUCCAUUGAUGAUGCCGUAAGAUUGAGGCGAUUGAAAGUCCCAUCGGCGGCCUUCUUCAAGUUGCACGACUUCAGAUUCGAUGACAUCCACAUGGAGGACAAUGAUACCCUUCUAGCGUCCCUGCGGAUGUUCUACGAUCUCUCCCUCGUGGAUCGCUUCAAUAUCGACACAGAUGUUCUAUGUCGAUGGCUUCUCAGUGUUAAGAGGAAUUAUCGGCAUGUGACUUACCACAACUGGAGGCAUGCCUUCAAUGUUACACAAAUGAUGUUCGCCAUUCUCACAACAACACAAUGGUGGAAGAUCUUUGGGGAUAUUGAGUGCUUAGCACUUGUAAUUGCAUGCCUGUGUCACGAUCUCGACCACCGAGGGACCAACAAUUCCUUUCAGAUCAAGGCAUCGUCACCUCUAGCUCAAUUAUACUCCACUUCCACAAUGGAACACCAUCAUUUUGAUCAUUGCUUGCUCAUCCUCAAUAGUCCGGGCAAUCAAAUCCUGUCGAAUUUAUCAUCGGAUGACUACAGCAAAGUAAUACAUAUUCUCGAGGAUGCCAUCCUUUCUACAGAUCUCGCAGUUUAUUUUCGGAAAAGGGGACCAUUUCUAAAUGCUGUUAAACCAAAUUCAAUGAACUACUGGCUGGCUGAUGAGUCAAGAAGCCUGCUACGUGCCAUGAGUAUGACUGUAUGUGAUCUAUCGGCUAUCACAAAGCCGUGGGAGAUUGAGAAGAGGGUGGCGGAUCUCGUGAGUUCGGAAUUCUUUGAGCAAGGCGACAUGGAACGGCAGGAACUCAACAUAACACCAAUUGACAUAAUGGACAGGGAAAAAGAGGAUCAGUUACCAAUGAUGCAAGUUGGAUUCAUCGAUUCGAUAUGUUUACCCAUCUAUGAGGCCUUUGCUGUAUUAUCACCAAAAUUGGAUCCCCUAGUUGAGGGUGUGCGCAACAACAGGGAGCAAUGGUUAAAAUUGGCGCAAUCGUGCAAUAGGAAGGCGAAGAAUGUCCGACACAAUUCCAUCCCUUCGCUCACGAAUCACAACAACAACCACAUCAACAAUCACCAUCCAGCAAGGCGGUCGAUAAGCAAUGUGUCGAGUAGUUUAGUUAAUCGUGAUAGUUGCUUGAGGACACCAAAAAUUGUCGGCAAGAUGAAUUGCUGUGCAAAUAGUGCCACAGUCAAUUGUACAGCCAAGCUCAAUGGCACGGCAAGCACCAAAAAGCUCCUCGAGUCACAAGAUUACUGCAACCAUCAAGUCACGGACCAAUGGGCAGAGUAAUAUGUAAUUAAGCUUUCUCACGCAGUGAAUAAGACAAAACACACACACACAUUUUACUAUAUAUGUACACAAGUACCUUCAUGUUCUCUCCUCUUCUUUUUCUUUUAAUUCAACAAAAAGAAUAAGAAAAGAAAAAAAAACCCGCGUGCACCAAUGAUUUAGAAAUUUUUGAGGGGAUUUUGGGAAUAUUUUCGUUUUUUUUUCUUUUAAAUUCAUGGACAACGGGAUGGUUUCUACUUCAAAAAUAAAUCUCUAAUCCCACACAUAUUUAAACACUUUAUAAAUACUUCCCUACACACCCCCACAAAGCUAUAAAAAAUGAAUCAUUGGGUGUUAUUUUCUUUUACUCUAAGAAAAAGAAAACAUGAUAAAUGCACUUAAAAAAAAAUAUAGUUCAAUUGAGCUUUAUCAGUUGACGGUGGGAAAAGCACAAGAAGGAAUAUUUUUUCAAUUAGCGCAAUUGUGUAUAAAAAAAGUGACUCUGAAGCUAAAGAAAAGAAGGAAAAGAAAAUUGUGAUGCUCUCUAAAUUGUAACAUAAAGAAUUAUUUAACUUAUAUAAUAGCAUAAUAAACUAUGGACAGAA
Messenger RNA from Lutzomyia longipalpis, 7918 nucleotides. RefSeq names its product dual 3',5'-cyclic-AMP and -GMP phosphodiesterase 11 (gene Pde11). NCBI's taxonomy places the organism in Eukaryota, Metazoa, Arthropoda, Insecta, Diptera, Psychodidae. The record is from RefSeq and is a predicted model, not a curated record. Gene Ontology annotation, biological process: signal transduction. Gene Ontology annotation, molecular function: protein binding; 3',5'-cyclic-GMP phosphodiesterase activity; 3',5'-cyclic-AMP phosphodiesterase activity. The transcript is spliced from 15 exons. The coding region runs from base 4326 to 7334 and encodes 1002 amino acids.